Molecule: messenger RNA, 1683 nt
Organism: Triticum dicoccoides
Lineage: Eukaryota; Viridiplantae; Streptophyta; Magnoliopsida; Poales; Poaceae
Exons: 8
Coding region: 255-1292 (345 amino acids)
Source: RefSeq, a predicted model, not a curated record
CUUUUCACUUCCCCCUUCCCAGGCCCUCGCUCCUGACCUUCUCUUCCUCGCGGCGGAGGUACCUACAGCUGCGGCCGCCUCAAUCCCGCCCCUCCUCUCGCCUCUCGGGGGACGCGCGCCGCCGCCGCCGCCAUCGCCGUUCACUUUCUUCUUUUCCCCCCGGGACAUCCUGCAGCUGUCUCCACCGGUCCCAGUCUCUCGCCAUUGGGCUCCUUCCUUCCUUCGAGGAUAUUCAGAGCACGACAGAGCUGCAGAUGUCACCCCAAGGUACCAAUGAAGUGCAAAGUAACCAACUAAACACAAUGGCCACUGAUGCUCCUGCAGGAGAUCCUAGUUCUUUGACAGUCGCUAGUAAUGAUAAUAGAAAAGUCUCCCGCGAAGACAUUGAACUUGUCCAGAAUUUAAUAGAGCGCUGUCUGCAGCUAUACAUGACCAAAGGAGAGGUUGUUAGGACACUUUCUGCUCGUGCGAGAAUAGAACCUGGCUUCACAACUUUAGUAUGGCAGAAACUUGAAGAAGAGAACCCUGAAUUCUUUCGGGCUUACUAUAUAAGAUUGAAACUGAAAAGACAGAUUAUCUUGUUCAACCAUUUGUUGCAGCACCAGUGUAAUUUGAUGAAAUAUCCAGCACAUCCGAACGUUCCACUGGCUCCAAUGCAAAAUGGGAUGCAUCCUAUGCCAGUUAACAAUCUACCGAUGGGGUAUCCAGUACUUCAGCAACCUCUGAUGCCUGCUCCCGGCCAGCCUCACAUUGAUCCGAUGGUUUGUGGUCUAUCCAGCGGUCAUGUGGUGAAUGGGAUCCCUGCACCAGGUGGCUAUCAACCAAUUCGCAUGAACUCCGGAAACGACAUGGUUGUUGACAACGGUGCACCUGAAGUUGCACAUAAUGGUGCCAUGUCAUCUGAGAUGGCUGUGAGUCCCUCAUCGGCAGCAUCAAGCAACCAUGCUCCUUUCACUCCGUCGGAAAUACCAGGGAUGGCCAUGGAUACAUCGAUGCUAGAUUCAGCAUUUGGAUCUGACAUAGGGAACACAGAACCUCUGCAAUUAGGGCCAGAUGGGUCGUCAAGGGAUUCCAUCCGAUCCUUGGGGCAGCUCUGGAAUUUCAGCCUCUCUGAUCUUACAGCUGAUUUGACAAGUUUAGGAGAUUUGGAGGCUCUUGAGAACUACGAAGGUACCCCUUUCCUGCCCUCGGACUCGGACCUCUUACUUGAUUCCCCAGACCAUAAUGAUGACAUAGUUGAGUACUUCGCCGACGCCAUCAAUGGGACUCAGUCAGACGAAGAGAAGUCAUAGAGAAGAUGACAGACUCAAAUAGUCUCAUUCAGACUGGGACCUGGCCAGAGUGUCAUCUCAUGUAGUGUAAUCUUGUAGCUGCGCGCAAAUCAGACUGGGCAUUCACCCAGAGGUGCGGUGAUUGGCGCGCGCUACUGAAGAAUUUUGAAGCGUUUGAUGCUAAUUAUUUGGAAUAAUCGGUUCAGGCAGCCUUCACUGGAUAAAGUUGUUGCCCACAAGGCUGAAAAGUUUAGAAAAUUGUGUCAAACCUCAGGAAACAACCCCUUUGUAAUUGCUGAAGAAGUGGACAGUUCAUCGUGUAUUGCACCAUUCAUUGUCUCCCCGUGCCUGUUCCAUUUUUCCUUUUCCUGAGGGUACGCAGUGCAUCAAAUUAAAGAGUUUACAAGGUGUA